AUGUCUGACAAUUUUAUCCCCCUAAAUCAAAGUACACCUGUACCUAAUAGAUGGCACGAGAGAAAUCAAAAUUCUCAAAACCAGUCUUUUAAUCAAAGUUACAAUGGUCGUCAGCGCAAUGGUUAUAGACGGAAAAGCCAUCAGCAAUGGGGAAAUAACUCUUACAGAAACAACAGUUAUGGGAAUGACAGCAACAAUAGCUAUAGUAGAAACAAGGUUCCAAUAGAUGCUUACUUACACCCAUCUAUGUUACAAGACCCCUGGGCACAUUUGAGAAAGACUGAUUGA
Molecule: messenger RNA, 288 nt
Organism: Leptosia nina
Lineage: Eukaryota; Metazoa; Arthropoda; Insecta; Lepidoptera; Pieridae
Source: the annotation of a GenBank genome assembly